This is a messenger RNA of Fusarium coffeatum, 357 nucleotides long. RefSeq lists its product as uncharacterized. NCBI's taxonomy places the organism in Eukaryota, Fungi, Ascomycota, Sordariomycetes, Hypocreales, Nectriaceae. The transcript has a single exon. Bases 1 to 357 code for a protein of 118 amino acids. The record is from RefSeq and is a predicted model, not a curated record.
AUGCAACUCGUCUGCAUUCCUUCCACCGCCCUCAGUCGCGCUGCGCGGGCCCUGCGCAAUCGCCUUCUCAGCUCAAAGUCUCUCCUCCCCGCCCGCGCUGCAGCUGCAUCGUUUAGGAAUUCAAUACCACGGUCUUCGGCUUUCCACUCGCCAUCCCACGGCAAACUCAAACACCAAGUGCAGCCUGCAGCGCUUGGUACGGUUGCCGUGCUUGGUAAUGGACUGCCCCUAGGCAAAAACUCCCACGCAAUUGCGAGGGAAAGCCAGGGUCGCUCCAGAGCUGGAAAGCAAAUAAGCUCCUUCUACCAGCAAUGGGAACACGGGAGCUUCAUGAUCAGAAAGAGCAAGGUUCUUUAA